Molecule: messenger RNA, 849 nt
Organism: Talaromyces stipitatus ATCC 10500
Lineage: Eukaryota; Fungi; Ascomycota; Eurotiomycetes; Eurotiales; Trichocomaceae
Exons: 2
Coding region: 1-849 (282 amino acids)
Source: RefSeq, a predicted model, not a curated record
AUGGCACAGAGUCGCUCUGAACCUGACAAGAGAUCUCUACAAACCGCUCUGCAAGAGACAACCACUGCUGCUACCACCAGAGCAGCUGAGGGUCAGAAAAUCUUCAGCCCAAUAGCUGCUUUUCUCGACAAACACCGCAACCAGUCGGCUAGCCUCAGCCCUCAUCUACAAAGAGCUCUCGCUACUCUAAGCGAUAAUCUAGCUACUAUGGCUCAACACCAUUUUAAUGCCUAUAUAAGUGGCAUUAUUCCUACUCCCUCUACCCCUUCCCCUGCCCCAGCCCCCUCCCCUACCCCCAGUCCCGUUCCCCCUACUCCCCCCCCCUCUCAUCCCCCCUCCGGCCUUGCACAGUCCUCCUACGCAACAAUCACUAAACCCACCCUAGCUAAGCCAGCUACUGCUGCACAACAAACAAAGCCACCUAUAAAAAAGCCUAUAUCUGAUGCGAAACAAUCCCUCCCUGACCACCGUCUCUUCGUGCGUCUCCCACCUAACCAUGUGGCUAGAAAGAUGGACACUUACGCCAUCUUCUCUAGCCUCUGGUCCCAACUAGGCACAAACAGCAAUGCUCUAAAAGAAGUACAAAUGAUAAAGACUGGCUUCGCCCUCUGUCCUACAUCCAAGGAGGCCCUUUUAACCCUCGAGGCCCAGAAAGAAGUCAUAUCCACCUACUUUGGCGACUGCCAAAUCGAACAGAGCUCUCACUGGAUCUCAUACAGAUACUCUAUGAUCCUAGUCGACCUAACAAUACUAUCUGCUGAAAUCACCGAGCAAACAGGAUAUAGACCUAUAUCUGUUAGCGAGACCACCGCUAGUGCUACUAAUGCCAACUCACUGUCUUCAAGCUAG